This is a messenger RNA of Capsicum annuum, 1670 nucleotides long. RefSeq names its product nuclear transcription factor Y subunit C-4-like. Bases 108 to 722 code for a protein of 204 amino acids. Gene Ontology annotation, cellular component: nucleus. The transcript has a single exon. Gene Ontology annotation, molecular function: DNA binding; protein heterodimerization activity; DNA-binding transcription activator activity, RNA polymerase II-specific. Lineage: Eukaryota; Viridiplantae; Streptophyta; Magnoliopsida; Solanales; Solanaceae. The record is from RefSeq and is a predicted model, not a curated record. Gene Ontology annotation, biological process: regulation of DNA-templated transcription.
UUUUAUAAAAUUUUAUUAGUAGUAGAGAGUUAGAGCAGAGAACCAUUACACCUCCAUAUUUUCUUUGUAUACAAAUAUUGUUAGCUUCCAUUUUCCACAAAAACACCAUGGACAACAACAACAACACUCACCAAUCUCUAGCUGAAACUUCGACCACUGCUGCUACUGCUGCUGCUGCGGCUCAGUCAGCCGCAUAUCCACCACAGAGACCCUACGACCAUGUCCUUCAACAACAGCUGCAAAUGUUGUGGAAUUACGAACGUCAAGAAAUCGAACAAGCUACCGACUUCAAAAAUUCCCUCACUCGUAUUAAAAAGAUAAUGAAAGCUGAUGAAGAUGUUCGUAUGAUUUCAGUUGAAACUCCUGUUCUUUUUGCUAAAGCCUGUGAGAUUUUUAUUCAAGAGCUCACUCUCAGUUCAUGGCUUCACACUAAGGAGAAUAAGCAUAGAACGUUACAGAAGAAUGAUAUUGCUGCAGCGAUCAGUCGUACUGAUACUUUCGAUUUCCUUGUUGACAUAAUUCCCAGAGACGAAGUUAAGGAUGAGGGAGUUGGUCUUGGGCUAGCGCCGGGUGGUGUGCCGUAUUAUUACUCUCCGUUGGACCAGCCGGCUCCGGGUGGGGUAGUGCUUGGUAGGCCUGCUAUUCCCGGUACUGUUCCUGGUGUUGUUCCUGAUGUUGAUCCGUCAAUGUAUGUGCCUUAUAUGUCGUUACAGGUAUGGUAAUCUAUGUGGCAGACAUCAGAGGAUCAUUCGUAUCCUAGUGGAGGUAAAAGUAGCAGUGGACAGGCUACCGAUGAUGGCCAAAUGUAAGUUUGCAACUUUCAGAUCUGAGUAAGCUAAGUUUGAAAAUUAUGUUUGGGAGUGAAAAUGCUUAUUCUGUAAACUGGAAGAGGGUGAUUUUGUUCUUUACUUUGUUUCUUCAUGAGUAGUAGAGUCAAUUACAUUAGCUUUUCUUAUUAAAAUUGGACUUACUAAGUGUUAGAACGAAAUCGGCUCAAAUUGAAUGAAACGGAAAUUGGUUGAAUCAUUUAUUCCUUAUUUACACAUAAAGAAAAGAGAUUUCAUGUGCUUUGGUGAGUAAUUAGGAGGUAAAGAUGUGUGCCAAACUCUUCAGAGGACCGAGUAGGGAAAGAGUAAUGACAUGAUGAAGUACAAAACUGGCAAAAGAAUGAACAUUUUUAAUCUUUAGGCGUACCUGCAAUGAACACCAAGGUUGAUGUGGUCUCAAAAUUGGCUUUCGGUUCUAAUAAUUUUAUCUGUUUUCUGAUUAUAGUUUUUCUAUGUAUCUUAUUUAAUUGGGCAUGGCAACAAAUAUAACGUUUUGGGUAACCAUUAAACCUUAGUACUAAAUUUCUCCCAUUUCUUUUGCUGCAGUUAAAAAAUCUCGUUUGCUGCUGGUUUGGAGGCUUUAACAGCAGAAGUGAAACAAGAAAUUUUGGAAGAGUGUAAUUUAUUUGUCAAUUGUAAAUCCACCUUGUUGCUGCUGUCUAUGUACUGGUUUAACGACUUGAAUCUGUGUCUAAAUAAAACUCGAGUCUUUUGUGUAAUCCUGGAUUUCAGUCGAUAAAAUUCUUUUAUGGUUACUAACUGCCAGUGCCAUAUGAUGAUAUAGCUAUGUUUUCUGGUUCCUAACUACUUUUUCUCUUUCGGAAGUUUUAGUUCUUGAUUAGU